AACACAAAAAAAACAAAAGCAAAAACUACAUUCUCAAUUAUAUGUACAAUAACUGUGAAAGCUUAAUUCAAUUCAGUUCAACUCAGCUCGACUCGACUACAUUAAUGGAGAUGAUCAUAGAUGGAGAAUAUGACCCGAUUGUGUUCUUUGAUGUGGAGAGGAGGUUUUCGAAACCGGGUCAGGAUUGGGUCUUAGUGGAAUUCGGGUCGAUAUCCGUAUGCCCGAGGAGGUUAAUUGAGCUUGAUAGCUAUUCGACCCUGAUCCGACCCGAUGACCCGUCAUUCUUGGAUAACUUUUCGGAUUUGAAAAAUGGCAUUACAAGAGAAGCCUUAGCUUCUGCCCCUCACUUCUCUCAAGUUGCUGACAAAAUCUACCAAAUCCUCCAUGGGAAAAUAUGGGCUGGACACAAAAUUCAGGAAUUUGAUUGUAUUAUAAUUAUAGAGGCAUUUGAUAGAAUUGAUAGGCCAGCACCAGAACAUAGGCACUUGAUUGAUUCACUUCCAUUGUUAACAAAAUGGUUUGGAAAGAGAGCUGGUGACAUGAAGUUGAAGAGUCUAGCAGCAUACUUUGGAUUUGAAGAGCAAGUACAUAGGAGUUUGGAUGAUGUCCGAUUGAAUCUUGAAGUUGUCAAGCACUGUGGAACUGUUUUAUUCUUGGAGUCUAUUUUUCGCAACGUAUUUCCUCAAGCUUCAUGGAUUUCACCCCAUGAAAUUGAUAUACAUUCUACUUACGCGAUCCUGGCCUCCUUCUAUGAUGGAAACCCGAAAAUACGUGUUAUGCACAAGACCAACGAUUUGAAGCUGCAUUGUAAUCGCCUCAAUGUGCGGUUUGGAAUCAGGAAGUUCGAUGAUGCUAAUCCUCGACUCACAUUCGUGGUAGAUACGUUGUUUUGUUUAUAUGAAGUUCUGGAUAAAUGUGAUGUUCAUGUGAAGAAGAGGUACACGGAAUGUGGUGGUGGCUCGGAAUGGUUGCCUGUUGUUAACAGAGAUUAUCAGAGCAUUCGGUUGCAUUUGAAAGCUAGAGUACUGGAUGGUGACAUUGUUCAAUGGGAAACACAAAUAGAGAGAUAUCAAAGUGGAAAUUUCACAAACCAAAGAGUUGAGUAUAGUAAUUUUGACUCUGAAGAAUUAGAAAGAUUGUUCAUUCCUGGGAGUUAUGUGGAUGCAUUUUUCUCUUUCGACACCUUUGAUAAUACGAAGAAAGCAGGAAUCAAUUUAGUCGUCGAUAAGUUGAUUAUACAUCGCUAAUAUGGGGAAAAUAUGAUUAGUUGAGAUUCAUAUAGUCAACCCCAGUUUGUUUGAAAUUGAGUCAUAGGUAUUAUUGUUGUUGUCAUUUACUAUUAUUGCUUAAUUAAUAUCUAUUGUGAAAUUGAUAUGAUGA
Molecule: messenger RNA, 1380 nt
Organism: Solanum dulcamara
Lineage: Eukaryota; Viridiplantae; Streptophyta; Magnoliopsida; Solanales; Solanaceae
Product: protein NEN1-like
Exons: 6
Coding region: 42-1247 (401 amino acids)
Molecular function (GO): 3'-5' exonuclease activity; nucleic acid binding
Source: RefSeq, a predicted model, not a curated record